ACGGUAGCACGUGGCAUUGAUAUAGCCGUUGGACUCUAUUGCCAGUAUUAAAUAACAACCUCACGAUACACUUUCACCAGACCCUUUUUUUUUGCCACACACAGAGGCCAAGCCGCACAGCGAAUCACCUGCAGGAGGGGACGUCGGAGGGGUAGGGACUUGGUAUACGUCCACAUAGAAACGUGGACUUGCUUUUUUGGAGAAGUCAGAAAGCGCUGGACUUGCGCUCAAGUUGGUAGCACAGAAAAUUUGUGGUUGUUUCUAUUUGUUUCGGCCUGUGUUUUUCGCCAACCAACGCCUUCUAAGGACUCUUAAUAGGAUUUUCACAGCCCUUGCAGUUUGGCAACGUUGCCUUGCUUUUAAUUCGACCAUGGCUCCUGCAGCAUCGCUACCAUUCGUACGCCAUCAUCAGAAGUCUUUUUAUCUGUCUGUAUCAGUGAACAAAAUAAGUUCGUUUACGUCCAAGAUUCUCCUCGCGUUGAUCCUCGUUCUCGUGGUGGACGAUAUUGCUACACUGAAAAUCAACAACAAAGCCAGAGGUGAAGCUGCGAGACCGCUUUACGGAAUCAUUUUGAACGCUCCGUAUCCGAAACAGAAUUAUUUAAAACCUCCACCUUAUCAACAGCCUUAUAAACCCUACCGGCCGGUUUACAGACCACCUGCCCCGUACGUUCAGCCUCAACAGCCUUAUUAUCCACCUCCGCCGUAUUAUCCAGUGGCUCCACCUACACCGGCUGUUCAUGUUCCAUAUCGACCACCAUCGGCUCCCUACACACAGCCAGUGACGCAAACGUAUCCGCAACCGGAACCUUAUCGUCCGCCAGUGACUCCGACAUAUCAGACGACAACAUCGGCUCCUUACCGUCCGCCUGUUAGACCGUCUGGGUCCCGUCCGGUGACCUUCCCAGUCCCGACGUCGUUCGAUAACAAACCGUGGGAACCUUUACUACCCACAUCAGCGGCGUACGUGCUCGAUCCGGCGUUCCAGUUGAACGAAAUUGAUGGCUAUCCGUGGACCCAGCAACUCCGCGAAGUGGACGAUCAUGAAGAGAGGCUUAAAGACAAACUGCCGGAAUUGCUGUUCCGGGAUAAGCUUCCGUCGAAAUCGUUGGCUCAGCAACACGCGUCUGAAAAUGAAAUCAAUUUUAUCCCUAAUCCGGAGUUAAGGAUUUAAAAUAGUAAUGAAAGAAUGAGGACUUUUGACGUUGAGAAUCGGGUUGAGUUAUGCAAAUAAGGAUGACGGAUCGGCGAACAAAGUCCGAUUGGUGAAUCAAAAGAGAAAGGAAAAGGCAAGAUUUAUUAGAUUUUUUUUUUUUUUCAUAAAUGAAUUGUCGACGAGAUUUAUAUAGUGUAAGUAUAUUAUAUAUCAAAAGAAAAAUUAGAUUAUAUAUUUUUUCCCGUCCUCCAGAUCUACUCUGAAAUAUUGUAAUAAUCGAUUUUUCAAGGUAUUCGCACAUUUCGAGUGCGAAACAUUUGAAACGGUCCAACUAACAACGAGCUAUAAAACUACAGAAAGCUGAUACUUCAUCGAAUGCUUUGUGUAUAUUUUCUUUUUUUGUAUCUCAACGUCAAACAUGUAUAAUAGCAAGCUUUUUUUUUUUUUUUUUUUUUUUUUGAAGAGAACCCUACCAACAAAAUGAAAGAAAGAAAAUUUACGUGGGUCUGGGGUGUGUUUGAUUUGUUUUUUUCUUUAUUUUUCGAUUGGGUUGUUGCACAUUGAACGUGUACGAAUGCCUCGCAUUGAUGUACUCCACAACGGGCUAUAUAACAAAAAGGACGUUCUAUUUUCUUUUAUGUAGAUUCGUCUGACACGGAACUAAAGUCCUGCAAUCCCAUUGUAAAAACAACCGGCUAGAUCAGGAGUUGACGAAUUGUGUUUCUAUCUUCCAAUGUCUUGUUCUUUUCAAUAAAAAAAAAAACAAUAAAAA
This is a messenger RNA of Daphnia carinata, 1928 nucleotides long. RefSeq lists its product as uncharacterized. Bases 371 to 1174 code for a protein of 267 amino acids. The record is from RefSeq and is a predicted model, not a curated record. The transcript has 3 exons. NCBI's taxonomy places the organism in Eukaryota, Metazoa, Arthropoda, Branchiopoda, Diplostraca, Daphniidae.